Notothenia coriiceps (black rockcod) is the source of this 2205-nucleotide messenger RNA. Its product is annotated as trinucleotide repeat-containing gene 6B protein-like. Gene Ontology annotation, cellular component: nucleoplasm; P-body. The record is from RefSeq and is a predicted model, not a curated record. Gene Ontology annotation, molecular function: nucleic acid binding. The transcript is spliced from 2 exons. Gene Ontology annotation, biological process: miRNA-mediated post-transcriptional gene silencing; positive regulation of nuclear-transcribed mRNA poly(A) tail shortening. Lineage: Eukaryota; Metazoa; Chordata; Actinopteri; Perciformes; Nototheniidae. Bases 91 to 777 code for a protein of 228 amino acids.
ACUGAUGUCUUGGGUUAUUUGUUGCACAAUCAUUUACACCUCACCUGUUUUCUUGUGUAGAUUGACGGCUCCACGCUGAGGACGAUCUGCAUGCAGCACGGCCCGCUGCUCACCUUCCACCUCGGCCUGACACAUGGCAGCGCUCUGAUUCGCUACAGCACCCGGCAGGAAGCAGCCAAGGCCCAGGGUGCACUGCACAUGUGUGUCCUGGGCAACACCACGAUCCUGGCGGAGUUUGUGAGCGAGGAGGAAGUUGCUCGCUAUUUUGCACAUUCCCAGGCGGGAGGGUCUGAGGGGCCUGGCUCCGGAGGGUCAGCGGCACCAGGCGGGUCGCAGGGUUCUCCUGGACCGGGCCCUGCAGCGGCCAGCGGGGGGGGCAGCUCCCCGGGGAGUGAGCGGGCAGUGACGGGCACAACUCCAGGUGGGAAUGGUGGAGGAGGAGGAGAUGGUGGAGCGGCGGCUCUGGCUGGGGGGAGGUCCUCCGGCUCCGCUUGGCAGAGUCUCGACGGUACAGGAAGUUCAUCAGAAGCUUCGUCAGCCCAAGGACCCGGGCCCGGGCUGGGUGUUUUCUCCCAGUGGAGCCACAACGGGGAGGGAGGGGGAGGUGUCGGGGGGGUGGACUCUGCCAGGUCUGGGCUCUGGGGGGGCAUGACUGCAGGAUACCCCAGCAGCAGCAGCAUGUGGGGGGCCCCGCAAAUGGAGGAAAGGCACCAAAUGGACAGCCCUGCCGCCUUGUUGCCUGGCGACCUGCUGGGGGGAGGAGCUGACUCCAUCUGACGAGCCCCCCCCCUCUAUUUGUAAGUGUAGGUUUGGACACACUGAUACAAAAAAUACACUGGGAUACAUAUGUACUUACUAUAGCACACACACAUGGUAUGCAUAUUAAUGUAAUACACAUAUACACACAUGUGCGUACAUAUACACGGUAUGCAUAUAAAUGUGCACACACAUCAAGCAGAAAUGUGAGACAUGCUUACACACAUUCUCGUGGCCAGACUUAAGCUAUUAUAUAAACAAAUGCAGGGACUGUUAGAUGUGUAUACAGCCUUUUUUUCCACAGAUGAAGAUUUCAACUGCUUAGACUUGAAACCUGAAAAAAAAAAAAAGAAAAAGAAUGAGAAGUCUCAAAGACUUGACUGGAUUGCAAUGUGCUUAGUAAACAGGGGACUUUUCAAAACAGAUUUACAUACACAUGCACACACCAAAUACAGACGAGCCUUCAGACAGAUGGGCACUGUAAACAGCAUUACCUUCAUCGUAUAAAAACUACUACAUGAUGUGAGGUUAAAGUGCAUUUUGUAUUCACGUCCCCUUAAAAGCGGAGACCGAAUCCACAUGCAAACAGCUCUGAUUGAAAACAGAACUGUAUCUUACUGUGUAUGUUUUUUCUUUUGUUUGUAUGUAUGUAUGGUUUCAAAUUUUUUUUUUUGAACAGUGAAAAUAUUGAAAAUGUGUCAUUGUUCUGUUUUCAAAAUGCUGACCUCCUACUGUUGUAUCUCACGCACUCUUUCUCUGUUAUUCUCUCUGAAACAUGUUUGUUACUGUUGCAGUGAUAAAUGUUAAAUUGCUGGCAGUUUGAGGCUAUGUUGCAUUUCUCCAUGUGUCGUAUACACACUAUAUGGACACGAGUAUGAGUGAGACUGAGACCAAGUAUGUGGAUUAAAACCACAGGUGUGUGUGUGUGUGUGUGUGUGUAUGCGUGUGUAUGCGUGUGUAUGCAUGUUACUGCCUGUCAUAAUGUGGGCAAGGCUGCUUACUAUACAGAAGGUCUAUACAAAAAUGUUUUUGAGUGCAUUCGGUAUACUGCUGACUGUGUGUUAAGAAAUAUUGGCACUAAUGCUUAAUUUUUUUUCUUCUCUCAUUUGAAGUUGUUUUUUUUAGUCUUUUUUUAUUGUCCGACCUGCAAUAAUAAAAAAGAAAAAUUUUAAUGACACAAAGAGCUGAAGGCAUACGCGUUGAGUAAAUGGACAUGCCAAAUCUUAUCAAACUGUGUGGAGGGAAAGGGCGGGAGGGGGGGGCGGGUUGUUUACAGAUGCAGAGUAAGAGUUACCGUACGUUUUUCAAUGUUCUGUUGUUGUGUAUUCGUUUUAAAUUAAGACAGGCUUUAACACUCCUGUUCAGUGUUUUCGUUAAGAGAUUUUACAAAGGAAAAAUUUAUUUAAACAUGAGAACAAGAUUAAUAAAGAUGAAAGUAUUGGCUUCUAA